Messenger RNA from Leguminivora glycinivorella, 4678 nucleotides. RefSeq lists its product as uncharacterized. The transcript is spliced from 4 exons. The record is from RefSeq and is a predicted model, not a curated record. Lineage: Eukaryota; Metazoa; Arthropoda; Insecta; Lepidoptera; Tortricidae. Bases 1579 to 3276 code for a protein of 565 amino acids.
AUAAAAAACAUUUUGAACUUAAUCGGUAAGUACUCGUGGUAGCGGUCAUAUUUACACGUGUUGCAAGACUUGCGGUAUUAUUUGUUAAUUCGAUACUUUGUCGGCGCUUUGUGAAAUACAAGUGGUAAUAUACUUUGAAUAUAAAUUAUGUGCUUCAAUUUAUAAAAACGAUAAUAUUUAUUUAAAUUUAUAAUAUUUAGAUCUAAAGUUGAAUGUCAGAACUUGGUUCUUUAGUCAUAUAUUUAUGUUUCGAUUUAAUAUCAACUCAUCAAAUAUUUCACUAUAAAAUAAUGCGUUUUUAUGCAACAAUUUCUUUACUAUUCUGUAUUGCGACGUGAAGCUGCUCGUUAUUUUUGUUAAGUGAGGAAUCUGCAACUUUCAACUUCAUUUAAAAUGUUAGUCUGACUCCGAAUGUUCAGUAUACACGCGCACGCCCUCACCUGAACCGAAGAAGAUUGCUACAAAGAAUAUCAAGAAAAGGAAAUCAUCCUCAGCCGCAAGGUCCGAAGUUGAAACAGAAAAUCGACGGGUACUACAUUCAUCCUCACCAACACCUUGCGCGCAAAAGAAAAAAACAACCAAAAAAGCACGAACGUCAACCAGUGAAAAUAAGAAUGUUGGCUCUAGUUCUUCCAAAAAAUCGCCUGAAACCGAUAUCUUCAAAAUCAUAAGAGAAGAAGAGAAGAUCACCAGCGAGGGCAGUUCGAAAACCGUCAAGACAACAUCAUCGUUUACCAGCCGCGUAUCGACAGGUUCUAGUCGACGCACUACGAUAACAGACGGUAAUUUUUUCAUUGAUUUAAAAGUGUAUAACAUUAAUGAUUACCAAAAAUCUGAGCCUGAAGAACGUUAUAAAAAAGCAUUAGCGUCGGUUAAAUUGCAAUGUCAAGAGAAUUCCUCCGAGUGGAAUCAAAUACAAACGUUCUUAGGUCAAGCCUUUAAUAUUUUUGGAGAAUGUGAACCUGUUUAUUAUAAUAAUUAUAAAAAAAAUUAGUUGAAUAUUUUCAAAUCUCCCACAGUAAGAGAAUUCUAUUUAAACAAAAUUUUGUUAUUUUUUAUUCAAAGUUGUUGACAAAAUCAAGUUAUAGUUAAUAGCAAAGGUAGAUACCUACGUCUAUAACUAAAUCUCGAAUAUGGUUUUUGCAUUAAGAAUAUAAUAUAUUCGUAUAGCGUACGAUAUUAUCGUACGCUUAUAUAAAUAGUUUGUGUACAAAAAUAGAUACUUAAAUAUUAUAGGUUUUCAAUAUUUUAUGUGCGAAAAAGUUUUAAUGAAUAAAUACAGAAAUUAAUUUUUGUAAGAUAAAAGGUUACUUUCUGUUAAAUUUAAAGAAUAUUUUCGAAUGCGAUAAUUUAAUACUGCGACUUUAUUUGAUUUAUAUUUAUAGACUUAUACUACCAUACUUUGCAUAGUGUUAACAAUUCAUUGCAUUCUUAAUGAGAAGUCAGUCGAGUCAACUGUUUUGAUUAAUACAACGUAUGCUAAUAGUAAAUAGAUGUAUUAAAUUAGUGUUUGACAAAUUACGGUUUCAAAAUAGCCUAGUGAGUUUAGCUACAUCUUUUGCAUUAACAUAAUUCAUUAUGCCUUUCUGUGUACCGUGUAGUUCAUCUGUAGACAAAAAUAAAUGGACAGGUCAUCUUCGAAGCACUGCACAUAAAACAACUGUAUGUUCUAACAAAUUACUUAAUGAUGGUGUUGAAGUAGUAGAGUCUGCAUUUCGGAUGCGCAUUGCCACUUAUCGUAUAUCAGCAACCAACGACCAAAGUCUGGCGUCUGUCGAUGCGUUUAUGAACUCUAUUCGAAACAAAAUAAAACGGCUUUUAGAUAAUUCACUUACGAAACAUACGUGCGUAAAAGUAAAUUUCGAGCUCUUUGGAUUGUUUUUAAUGUUCAAAGAUAAUAGUCAAUCAAUAAAAUCAUUUGGAACUAAAAAUAAAAUUUUAUACUUAAGUUAUGAUUUUGAGUCACUGUUUUGCGAAGUUGUUAACUGUCUAAAGAAAAAAUUUGAGGAAUUUCAAGACCGUGAUAGUGGAUGGGCUUUUGUUAGUAACUCUCAUUUAGAGAUCAACAUUAACAAGUAUCAACCAUUACGAGGUUCAAGCUAUGUUGACCUGCCAAAGUUCAUAAAAAACAAAAAAGCAUGUAUAAAUAUACAAAACAACGAUCAAUGCUGUUUUUUAUGGUGUGUAACAGCGGCUUUGCAUCCUUCUACAAAACACCCUGAAAGAGUAUCAUCUUAUCCUAAUUUUCGAGACGUUUUGAAUAUUUCUCAAAUUUCUUUUCCAGUCACAUUUGAUGACAUAAGAAUAUUCGAAAAAAAUAACCCUAUGAUUUCAUUGACGAUUUUUGGUUUGAAAAAUAAUAAAAUUGUUGUGGGCCCCCUUUACAAGUCUAAAGUAUCUAGUAAUCAGAAAUGUAGAAAAAAUAUAAACCUACUUUUAAUAGACGAUGGUAGUCACCCACCACAUUAUGUUCUAAUUAAAGACUUGAGUCGUCUUGUGCGCAGACAAGUAACAAAGCAUAAUAGUAAGAUAUACUUUUGCGAAACCUGUCUGUUAUUUUUUCUCACGCAGGAAGAACUCGCAAAUCACUUGUGUACUGGAAUAGUUACCGUUUUACCAGAAAAGGGGACAGUAAUUAAAUUUAAACAUUUCGAUCGUAAACAGAAUGUUCCAUUCGUUAUAUAUGCAGAUUUUGAAUCGUUACUACAACCAACUGAAACUAGUGACUCUGAUACUGAUACUAGUGAUAGUCUUACCCCUAACACUACAACUUUGCAUCAUCAUAUACCAGCUGCCUUUGGGUAUCAUAUUGUUUGUAACGCAGAUCCGAGUCAUAAUCGUUAUUUCUCUUAUCGCGGUACUGAUUGCGUCGAUAAAUUUAUUGAGGCAAUCUACAAAGAUGUUGCUAAAAUUUAUAAAAUUGUGAACAAAAAUACCCCAAUAAUAUGUAAUGAGAAUGACGACCAAAACUUUUUGAACGCUAAACGUUGUCAUAUUUGUAACCAUUUUCUAUUUUCUGAUCGGGUUCGAGAUCACUGUCACAUUACAGGAAGAUAUCGGGGAGCGGCACAUAAUAUAUGUAACUUACAAUAUAAACGUCCUUGUUUCGUACCUAUUUUUUUCACAAUCUGUCUGGUUAUGAUUGCCAUCUAUUUAUCAAAAAAUUGGGGGAGGCACCUGGAAACGUCAAAGUUAUACCUAAAACCAAAGAAAACUAUAUUUCUUUUACUAAAUUUAUCCCUAUCGAGAAUGAGUAUUUUCAGCUUCGUUUUGUAGAUUCUUUCAAAUUUUUAGAUACAAGUUUAGAAAAACUAACUACAACUAUGCAGAAAUCUGACUUUGUUCAUUUACAUAAAUAUUUUUGUAAUGAUGAGGAGUUUGAAUUACUUACACGAAAAGGUGUGUUUCCCUAUGAGUAUAUGAAUAAAUGGCAAUGUUUUGAAGAAAAAUACCUGCCAAGUAUUGACUGUUUUCAUAAUUCGCUCACUGAUGAGAACAUUUCUGUAAAAGAUUAUAAUCAUGCGCAAAAAGUAUGGCAACAGUUUAAAAUUCAAAAUUUAGGUGAAUAUACAGACCUAUAUUUGCAAACGGAUGUUCUUCUGCUAACCGAUAUUUUUGAAAAGUUUCGCGCUACUUGCAAACAACACUAUGACUUGGAUCCUGCUUUUUAUUUAACUACACCUAGCUUAUCAUUUGAUGCCAUGCUUCUGAAAACUGGUAUUGAAUUAGAGCUUAUAGAUGACUUUAACAUGCUUAAGAUGAUCCAAUCUGGAAUAAGAGGGGGAGUCUGUAUGACCUCUCUACGAUAUGCAAAGGCUAAUAACAUAUACUUACCUCACUAUGACUCAUCCCAGAUAGACUCAUACCUAAUUUAUAUCGACUGUAAUAAUUUAUAUGGUUACAGCAUGUGUCAGUAUAUGCCCCUAUCAGACUUUAGGUUUCUAGAAACCAAUGAAAUAAGUGCUUUAAAUAUCACUCAAAUCCCUGAUGACUCGGAUUAUGGUUUCAUUCUAGAAGUUGAUAUUAUUUACCCCAAUGAUUUACAUGAUAAACAUAAUGAUUUACCAUUUUGUCCCGAAAAAUGUGUUCCACCAGGUGGGACGCAUUAUAAACUGGUACCUAAUCUAUAUGACAAAUAUUUGUAUGUGAUUCAUUAUGUACAUUUGAAAACGUGUCUUAAACAUGGUUUAAAAUUAAAAAAAGUACAUAGAGUAAUUACGUUCAAACAGUCCCCUUACUUAAAACAAUAUAUUGAUAUGAAUACAAGGCUACGUCAAGAGGCAACGUCUGUCUUUGAACAAGAUUUUUGUAAAUUGAUGAAUAACAGUAUAUUUGGUAAAACUUUAGAAAAUACUGAGAAAAGGGUUGAUGUGCGCUUAGUUAAUCAGUGGACAGACAAUGAUAACACAACAAAAAAGAAAAUCACCGCUGACAGAUUAAUUGCAAGGCCAAAUUUUCACAGUGUAUCAGUUUUUACUGAAAAUUUGGUGGCAGUUCAAUUGAAACCAGAUCUAAUAAUUUUAGAUAAACCGAUCUACAUUGGUUUCGCUGUACUAGAGUUAUCUAAAAGUCAUAUGUAUGAUUUUCAUUAUUCAGUAUUUAAACGUUUUUAUGAUACUCGUCUACAAAUGUGUUACACGGAUACAGAUAGUUUUGUUUAUUAUAUACAAACAAAAGA